AUGAGGCUCGCCGACAUUGUUCUCGACCUUGCCGCCGUGGCCAGCGCCUCGCGCUCGGUGGCGUCGAAGCAUGUCGCCCUCCGUGCCAGGCAGAUCGACCGCUUCGGCAAGAGCUCGAGCUUGACUGCACGCCCUGCGACCGCCGCUCCAUCAACCUCGGCCUCUGCAUCUGAGCCGUCCGGGACCCAGACGCGCACCGCGGCGCCGGUAACGACCGACAAUGCGGCCCCGGCGCCCAUCCCCGAAGCCGCAGAAACGGCGGCGCGUGUGCAGCCCAGUUCGAUAGCCGGGCGGGAUGUAGCCGGCGAGGUGGCUGCAUUGGGCCGAGAUAGGCCGGUCGCGCCGUGGGCGACCCGUGAUGGCCUCUUUGCUACAGCAACAAAACCCCCUAGGAGGCCCGUUUUCGAGGCCGCUCCAGCGAAGCUAGAAGAGGUGGAUGCGGCCACCGCGGAGGGGAUGCCGGAGGGCAUUAAUAUCAACAUAUUUCAGACUUCAAGGGGAUCCAAAAUACUCGAGUCUCUCAAGUCAGAUGCAGAUGUGGACAAUGGUGGGGAAAAGGAUGCUUCUAGCGGCAGAGAUACUGUGGCAGCCGCGAAAGCUUCCGAGAGUGCCCGAUUCGAAAGCUUGACAGCGGAGGAGCCUAGGAGAGAGCCCGAACCAGCUAGCAAACCUCUGCAAAACCCGGAAGCGUCGGAGAGGAUCGACACGACAAAGGCGGAUGCCGCUGAUCCAGUCACCGUCGUGACUCCGCCAGUAUCAACCCGGGCAUCAUCGCCCGCCGCCGAAAAGGUGGUUCAAGAUCCGGCGCCGGCAGCCUCCGGCUACCAGCUCCGUGAGUCCAAAGUGCCUGCCACCCGGCUCAGCCGCAUCUGGAACUACAGUGGUCUCGCGGCCGGUAUGCUCGGCGGCGCGCUGACCGAGUCCAUCAGCCGUGGCUUCGGUGGCGGCACGUCCGGGACGUCAGCAAUGCUGAGCCCCGCCAACAUGGAGCGCCUCGUGUCCAAGCUCUCGCGCAUGCGCGGCGCUGCUCUCAAGAUGGGCCAGAUGCUCUCAUUCCAGGACGCCAAAAUGCUUCCGGGUCCGAUACGCGAGGUGUUGCAGCGCGUGCAAGACAGGGCGGACUAUAUGCCGGCAUGGCAGCGCGACCGGGUGCUGGUCGCAAACCUGGGUUCCGAGUGGAGAGACCUCUUUGAGACCUUUGAAGAGAAGCCCAUCGCUGCCGCUUCGAUCGGUCAGGUUCACCGUGCGACGCUCAAGCCUCAAGUGGAGGGUGGAAUGCCUGUGGAGGUGGCAGUCAAGAUCCAGUUCCCCGGCGUGGCCGACAGCAUCAACUCAGACCUGGACAACCUAGCGAUGCUGCUCGCGGCGACGAAACUGUUGCCGAAGGGGUUGUACCUCGACAAGACCAUCGCCAACGCGCGCACGGAGCUUGCCUGGGAAUGCGACUACGAGCGCGAGGCCGAGUGCGCCCAGCGCUACCGCACGCUGCUCGCCGGGGACGAAGAUGCCGUGUUUGCCGUGCCGCGCGUCUUCCCCGCCGCGUCAGGGAAGCAGGUUCUGACGAUGGAGUUUAUGCACGGCAUCGGCGUGACACGGGGCAUUCAUUCCUUCACCCAGGAGCAGCGCGACCGGAUCGGAACACACAUCCUGCGGUUGUGCCUGCGCGAGAUAACCGAGUUCCGCUUCAUGCAGACGGACCCAAACUGGACCAACUUCUUGUACAACGCCGAGACGGGUCGCCUCGAGCUGCUCGACUUUGGCGCCUCGCGUGAGUAUCCGGAGCGGUUCGUGUCUCUGUACGUCAGGCUGCUGUACGCGGCGUCCAAGGGCGACCGUGAGGGCGUGCGCGUCCUGUCCGAGGAGCUGGGUUACCUGACGGGCCACGAGAGCAGGGUGAUGCUGGACGCGCACACUCAGUCGGUGCUGACGCUUGCCGAGCCUUUCCUCGAGUCCGCUCCGGAGGUGUACGACUUCCGCGACCAGACAAUCACGGAGCGGGUCAAGAGUUUCAUCCCCGUCAUGAUCAAGGAGCGCCUCGCACCUCCUCCCGAGGAGACGUACAGUCUUCAUCGGAAGCUGAGUGGGGCUUUUCUUUUGUGUGCCAGGCUUGGGAGCAAGGUGAGGUGCCGGGAGAUGUUUACAGAGAGCGUCAAGAAAUCUGGACUUGUGCCUGAAGCUUGA
This is a messenger RNA of Pyricularia grisea, 2181 nucleotides long. RefSeq lists its product as uncharacterized. Gene Ontology annotation, cellular component: extrinsic component of mitochondrial inner membrane. Bases 1 to 2181 code for a protein of 726 amino acids. Gene Ontology annotation, molecular function: kinase activity. The transcript has a single exon. Gene Ontology annotation, biological process: ubiquinone biosynthetic process. The record is from RefSeq and is a predicted model, not a curated record. Lineage: Eukaryota; Fungi; Ascomycota; Sordariomycetes; Magnaporthales; Pyriculariaceae.